Molecule: messenger RNA, 354 nt
Organism: Caenorhabditis remanei
Lineage: Eukaryota; Metazoa; Nematoda; Chromadorea; Rhabditida; Rhabditidae
Exons: 3
Coding region: 1-354 (117 amino acids)
Source: RefSeq, a predicted model, not a curated record
AUGUUUAGCCUAUCACGGAUGGAUGAUGCAUUGAAAGACGCUGUUAAAGAUAUGUUUUGUGGAAUCACAUCAGAAUUUGAAGAGAAUCGAAGUAUAAUGUCAAUUCUACAUCAAGCAGUACUGGAAGGUUCUGGAUUAAUGUAUCCGGCCAACUAUGACUACGAUGAUGAGAAUGAAAACGCUGGAGAAGAGGCGAAACACAUUGCGGAAAUCCAAAGGCAGAAAAAAGAAAAGGAAAUUGAAAUUGCGGAGGAAGUUGCUGAAAAAGCGACAGUGAAGUCAAUUGUCUUGCUGAUGGAGUCGGAUGGGUGGUUUUUCGAAGAAGAUGAUGACGAAGAAAGCAAUGACGACUAA